Messenger RNA from Ilex paraguariensis (yerba mate), 1296 nucleotides. NCBI's taxonomy places the organism in Eukaryota, Viridiplantae, Streptophyta, Magnoliopsida, Aquifoliales, Aquifoliaceae. The record is from the annotation of a GenBank genome assembly.
AUGUCGGGCGAGGCUUUAAAGGGUGAGUUUUCAUCUGGUUGGGCAUGGCUUCCGAGGGACCUUUUAGAUUCAAUUCUUGAUAAACUAGUCACACUCUUCGACUACUUUCAAUUUAGUAUAGUUUGCAAGCCAUGGUUCACUGUUGCGAAGCAUCGUUGUCUCGACACCAUUCAUAGAAAAAUACCAUUGUUGUUGCUCACUCCUAGAAGUGUUGAAGAAAACAUUGGUUGUUUAGUCCUCAUCAAUUCAAGAAAACAUUGGUUGUUUAGUCCUCAUCAAUUCAAAGGCGCCCAACACAAAUUGCGGCCUAAACUCGUGUUGAGCCGGCCUUGCAUCAAUCCUUUAUCUGGCGGGACAAUUCAACUCCCUCCAAUUGUAAAGAAGUUCCCGGAAGUUGGAUCUGCGGUGGUUGAUGGCUCUCUAGUUUUCAAGGCUUUCCUUACAGCAGAUCCUAUUCUAUUUCCCAAUGAUUAUACUGUUGUCACACUCUGUGGUGGUUGGAACACUUUAGCAUACGUUAAAUCAGGUGAUCUCUCACUGGACCAAAGGUUUCUGUGUGAUUUCAAGGAAGGACGUAGGACAUUAAGGUUCAAGAUUUUCAAGCUGCAAUUUAGUCCACUGGGGAGGAGGCAAACAGGGUUGAGAUAUGGGCAAGACCUUCAAGGGUCUGCUUUCAUGGCAUGGCUUCCGGAGGGCCUUCUCGAUUCAAUUCUUGUUAAGUUGGUCACAUUCUCCGACUACGUCCGGUUUAGUGUGGUUUGCAAGCCAUGGCACUCUGUUGGAAUGCAUCGUCGUCUCAACACUAUUCAUAAAAAAAUACCAUUGUUGAUGCUCCCUCCUAGUACUUGCAAGCCAUGGCACUCUGUUGGAAUGCACCGUCGUCUCAACACUAUUCAUAAAAAAAUAAAAAAAAUACCAUUGUUGAUGCUCCCUCCUAGUACUCCAACCGAAGAAUGGCGUGCCUUAUACAGCGUCACAGUUAAUAAAGUCUACAACUUCAAAGUCCCUUCACAUGGUUGGCUCUUCACUGAAGUAGAAAACAUGGUUUUAGUCCUCAUUAAUCCAUUCUCAGGCGGGACUAUCCGUCUCCCCCCAAUUGAAACAUUCGCGGGUAUUGAACACCAGAAGGUUGAAGUCGACAAAAUUUUCAAGGCUUCUCUUACGGCUGAUCCUAUUUUAUAUCCCAAUGACUAUACAAUUGUUGCAAUCUAUGGUUAUUGGAACGAUUUAGCAUACAUUAAAUCGGGUCGGGUGAUAAAACUUGGACAUACGUUGACAUACCGAAACAGUCUCUAG